ACCGCUACGUGAUGUUGUCGUCGGGUGACCUCUACGUUCGGAGCAUGACGCAGGCUGCGCGCUUUCGCUGCCACACGGAUGACGUUCUCACUCGUCGCAACAGGACGAGCGCCAACUACGCCCACUACCACGUCACAGAUGUGCUCACCCAGCCCGUGGAUGUAAAGAACCUCUACUAUUACCUUCCGCACGAAGUUCUGGCUGUUGUUCAGGAUGCCAUCGAGGAACUCUGCGAAGUGCGUUUGCAGAACUGGUGGUACCGGAAGCAGGGGCAGAGGCUAAUGCCAUUGCCUCCCUCCACAACGCCCACUGCGCUGGACGGCGUCCUUCACUGGAGUGGAGGCGUUCUGCCCGAGCACGAUGGACAGUACGUGUGCGUAGCGGCAAACAGCAUGGGAGAUGCCAAGGCCACGCUAACGCUUUCAGUGAUUGGUGAGCUCUCCGUCAGCAUCCGCCCACGCCUGGUUCGUGCCGAGGCCGGUGACUCGGUGUCCUUCCAGUGCAACGCGAGCAGCAGCGAAGCGUCACUCGAGUGGCGCCUAAACGGGUCGCCGCUUCCGCUGGGAUUCCAGCGGCUCGAGCGAGGGUUCGUGCGAAUCGCUGCUGUGGCCCGGCACCAGGGUGGCAUGCUGCAGUGCUUCGCUACUUCCAGGGACGGACGCAGGGCUGCGCAGGAUACGGCUGAGCUUGUAGUUGGAGAGCGUGCCCCACGCAUGGAGCGAACGUACGGCACCACAGGCAUACUGAAUCCCAAGACUCCCGCGAGCCUAGGGUGCCGGGCGUCGGGUGACCCAGCGCCCUCGAUCACGUGGACGUUGGACGGUGCGUGGCCCAUCAUUGGAGGUGGACCGAGGUUGCGUCUCUGGUCGACCAUCGACUCGGCGACGGGUGACGCAGUAAGCUUCCUCAACUGGACUUCGGUGGAGACGUCCGACUCCGGUCAUUACCAGUGCCUGGCAAGCAACGUGGCGGGUCGGGCUGAGCACGUAUUCCGCAUGGACGUGCGUGGCCCCCUGUUCAUGAGGCCGGCGUACAACGCGACGGCGUUGGAAGGUCAUUCCUUAGCGCUGCAGUGUCCAUUCGGCGGAUAUCCAUACGACAAGAUCAGCUGGUUCAAAGAUGGAAGCGAAUUGCCGGUGAACCAAAGGCAGACUGUAUUCACCAAUGGCACACUGCUGCUGGAGACCCUCACUAAGGCCAAGGAACAAGGGGACUACACCUGUGUCGUGGAAAACCGGAUGGACAUCUCUGGUCCGCAGAUCACGCCGUUUCGUUGGCUGGACGACGUGCAGGAAGGAAUGCGCGCUGGUCUCAGCUGCUUCGUGCACGCCGCGAAAGCCAUCGUCAUCGAGUGGCUUAAGGACGGCGCACCGAUCCUGCAACCCGUUCGCCAGGACGGGUUCGUGUCCACGCUCUCGCUGGAGUCCUUGUCGUCACAGGACAAUGGCAACUACACCUGUCGCGCCUCCAACGCCUGGGCAGUGGCCACGUACAGUGCCGUGCUCAGGGUCAAAGGUCGCCUACUUCUAUUCCGUUUACUAAUAUAG
Molecule: messenger RNA, 1547 nt
Organism: Rhipicephalus microplus (southern cattle tick)
Lineage: Eukaryota; Metazoa; Arthropoda; Arachnida; Ixodida; Ixodidae
Product: cell adhesion molecule Dscam1
Biological process (GO): cell-cell adhesion
Molecular function (GO): protein binding
Source: RefSeq, a predicted model, not a curated record